AUGCUACUGGAUCCUUUAACUCCCCCCCAAGACCACUCCAUAUCUCCUUCUGGCAACGGCACAUACAAUGGAAAUAGCUUCACAUCUCCUGUGGGAUCAAAUUCACACAACUUCACUGGACUUGCGAAUACCUUUGCGCCAACACCAGUGAGCGAUAUGGGCCUAGAUAACCGGGACGAACGGGGGGAGUUGGCACAGCAAGCCGACUCCUAUGAUUCCAUGGAUGAAGACCAAGAUAUGUCAGAUGGAGGUGCGGCUUUGACUAUGACUCUUUCACACGCGGAGGCAUUGAAUGCUGAGCUAGAUCUGCUAGACGCCGAAGUCAUGGGCCCCGAUAACUUCACCAGUCUGCAUAUUGAUACGCACUUCUCAUCUAUGGAAAAUCACCACAACCAAGACGUAUCUCUCCAUACCGGUCUGCCUGCUUUAGAGCCGCAUUCACCUCAUUCACAAGACGAGCAGGAGAACAGCGUUGCCACCGAUUCCAUGAAUACUCCCGAUUUGCCAGCAACAAUGUCACAAGUAUCUCAACACCUGCAACACAUCCAGGACGGGCAAGAACAUGUGGAAUUGGACAUAGUGACAGAUGAACAUGGGACAUUCACAAACAACAGUACUCAUCCCUUUCUUGUGCCCUAUAUUCCUCACUCUCAAGUAAUACAUCAAACAAUGCAUGGUUCUGCUGGACCAUCGCAAGUUGCCGAUUACGUGUCACUCCCAGAUAUCUCUUCAGUUCAGAGUACAGAAAUGACUGCAGUGCUUCCAUUUGCUUUGGAGAGUGGUAUAGGCCUUGCAUCUACAGCCGCAGCAACGAAUGACUUGGUGCAACCUCAAAGCCCCCUAAAUGCAUCUCAUUUAUCUUUCGUGGAUAUGACUUGGGAAGAAGAGUCCGACGCUGACCAGCAUGAAGUGGAAGACCAGUCAAAUUUAAGCCUAGGAGACUUCCUCUACAACUGGGGGAUGUCGACGUCUCCAAACGACGAAUCGAGAAGACGGAACCGAGGUCCGAUUCUGCCUGUACUUCAUCGGCAAAGGUUUGUCGAGAAUCUUCAACCAAUCCGACGUAGUGAUCUACAGGGGGACCUGUGUGACAUCCAGAGGAUCAAUUGGACCGAAUUAGGAGUCUCUCGGCUUGAGGCCAGACAAAUGCGACGACAAACUUACAGCAACUAUACCAAUGUCAGACUUACGCACCAGUGGCAUCCACGGCUUAAUGGUGCGAGGCUAUCGGACCACGAGAACUUUUUCAAGUUUCGGCGAAUGGACUUCGAUCACAAUGUCCACUUGACACAUUUUCAACUUAGGAAUCUCAUGUCCUGCGUAUCCCGAGAUAACAUUUUCUAUACUAGCAAAUCAAAAAUUCUUCAAUGGAACCCCUCGAGCACCACCAAAGGCCCAGAAUCCGUGGUCAUGAACCUCGAAUCUCCAAAUGUUCAGCCAUUCCAUGCGGCUGCUUUUCCAGGUGGCAUUCAAAUCUCUACAUUGGCUGCUGGGCAUGACAUUCUUGUUGCUGGUGGGUUCUGUGGAGAGUAUGCCCUUGUGAAUCUGAGGUCACACAAGGACACUAAGCACUCUGAAGGUCUCCUUACCGAUGAAAUGAACAGCAUCACGAAUCAUAUUCAAGUCCAUUCAUCUCGGAGCUCCUCCUUUCCUGUGGCUGCUUUCGCCUCAAAUGACCAGGGCUUUCGAAUUCUGGAUGUCAAUACAAAUCAGUUCGUCGCCGAGCACAAAUAUGACCAUGCCAUAAACUGCAGCGCCAUCUCACCAGACCAACGCCUUCGAGUUCUUGUGGGUGACACCCGGCAAGUCAUGAUCUGCAAUUCGGAAACUGGAGAGGUCCUCCAGAGCUUGGAUGGACAUCGUGAUUUUGGAUUUGCGUGCGACUGGGCAGAUGAUGGCUGGACUGUCGCCACCGGAAAUCAGGAUAUGCAGAUCAAAAUAUGGGAUGCAAGAAAGUGGACUUCUAGUUCCGGAAUUGCCCAAGCGGUUGCUACGAUCGCAGCUGAAAUGGGAGGUGCCAGGAAACUCCAAUUUUCACCUGUGGGUUCCGGAAAGAGGGUUCUUGUUGCGGCAGAGCCAGCGGAUUUUGUCAGCGUAAUUGAUGCGCAGACCUUCACGAGCAAGCAGACAUUGAGUUUCUUCGGCGAGAUUGGGGGCGUGGACUUUACAAAUGACGGGCAAGACUUGAUCGUGGCCAAUUGCGACAGCAUGAGGGGCGGUAUUAUGCAGUAUGAACGAUGCGAUUUUGCUGGAGACGGACUUCAUGGGCUCGAAGCCUUACGAGAAAAGUCCGACAGAUAUCGCCGGAGAUCGACGGGGUUUGACUGGAUGUCUGAUGAUGAAGAUCUCGUCAGUCAUUCAAAGUCAAGAGGAACUAUCACUCACCGACAAAGAAGGGCAGCACAGCUUGGAGUCACGAUGGACCAUUUCUAG
Molecule: messenger RNA, 2433 nt
Organism: Lachnellula hyalina
Lineage: Eukaryota; Fungi; Ascomycota; Leotiomycetes; Helotiales; Lachnaceae
Gene: SPBC2A9.03
Product: putative WD repeat-containing protein
Exons: 2
Coding region: 1-2433 (810 amino acids)
Molecular function (GO): protein binding
Source: RefSeq, a predicted model, not a curated record